Molecule: messenger RNA, 366 nt
Organism: Pyricularia oryzae 70-15
Lineage: Eukaryota; Fungi; Ascomycota; Sordariomycetes; Magnaporthales; Pyriculariaceae
Exons: 3
Coding region: 1-366 (121 amino acids)
Source: RefSeq, a predicted model, not a curated record
AUGGCGGUGUGCAAUCGACACGCCGCCACCACCACGACGGGCACCAACACCCCUGGUAGGCAAUUCCUUCAAGCCGAUUCUGCGGCUGCCGCGUGCAAGCUUUUGGGAGCCGGUUGUGCCGGAUGCACCAAAAUUUCAUCGGUCCGGAUGCGUUUGGCCGGCAGGAGGAGAAAUUGGCCCCCCAGGCAUGGUUCGAAUCCUGCUCCCUCCACCUCCUCCCCGCUUACCCGUGGCAAGGAUAACCCGGCUGGCUAUCGACAACAACCACCCGCCUGUGCCGUCGAGCCCACACUUGUUGGGAACUUCGUCUCCAUGGCUACAAACGACCGACAGCUCCGCUGUUUGGACACAGGCCCCUCUCGAUGA